AUGAAAAUGUGCUACAGAAAUAAAUGUUGUUGUUGUUCAUGUAACACAUCCUUCAAACUUUGCAAAACUGGCAGAGGUUUGUAAAAUGGAGUUGGUUUGGUUGGACAUCGAAACUUCAAUGACUAAGAACUGGGGUUAGAAGUCGACUGCGUGAAGUUCUUACUGGUAUAAGAAGUGUGAUGAGAUAUUGAAGGAACAGCGUUCAUUUACUGAUGAAUUAAAUGUCACAUUUUGCCUAAUAAUUUAUGAGCUCAAAUCUCUCUUUAUGUUUCAGGAGUCUUUUGCAAACUGCUAAAAAAAAGCACUAUGAUUAUAAAGGAAGGAUUUCUAGAGACGUGGUUUAUUAUUUCACUGUAACUUCACCCCGCUAUCCCCCAUUUCAGGACUGUUGUAUUGUUUUUGUAAGUAGAGAAUAAUAGCUUAUGGCACUGCACACUUUACCUGACAACUCAAAUUGUAAAUCUCUACAAAAACAUUGAAUUUUGAGUCUCUAAUUAUAUUCUUUUAUAUGCUUAUAAUGUAAUUUUGAGGUGAAUACAGAGGCCCAGUUACCUGCAUGCCAGCACUUCAUUUUUUUUGUUGUUUUUAAGAGGUACUUGAAUCAAAGAGAGCGACUCUGAAAGAUAACUAUUAGGCCAGUUUUAGACGUUAAGCAGACAUGACCAAAGAAGUGAAGCAUGAGGAGCAAAACCACAGCGAAGGAAUGAAAAGAUCAGGCAACUGCACAUGUUCAGUGAAGCCUCUUAUCAAGUGUCUGCUCAUAACAACUGGAGUUCUCUUAGGAGUUGGACUGGCGUACCGAGUCUUGAUAAUAGCAGGCAUGCAUCAAACCGAGUGCUGUCCUGAGCUGUGGGUUUCAAACAAAGAGAACUGCUAUUAUCUUUCGACUAAUAAGACAACAUGGCAGAUGAGUAAGGAUGACUGCACCUCAAGGGGGGCUCAGCUUGCUGUGAUUGAGGAUGAGGAGGAGCUGGUGAGUAGAAACUGGGAAGAGAGGAUAGUCAGGAGUGAAACACUGUGCUGAAGGUGAAAAUCAGGAGCCUGAGAUGUAAUUCAUUUACUUAUUU
Molecule: messenger RNA, 1067 nt
Organism: Polypterus senegalus (gray bichir)
Lineage: Eukaryota; Metazoa; Chordata; Cladistia; Polypteriformes; Polypteridae
Product: killer cell lectin-like receptor subfamily G member 1
Exons: 4
Coding region: 659-1024 (121 amino acids)
Source: RefSeq, a predicted model, not a curated record